CCCAGGAAGAAUGGCAGCAACUGGAUCUUGCUCAGAAGACCUUGCACAGGGAUGUGAUGCUGGAGACCUAUAGCCACUUUGUCUCUGUGGGCUGUUCAGGUAUAAAGCCAGAUAUAAUCUUCAAGUUGGAACAUGGAGAGGGUCCAUGGCUCAUACAGAGAGAAUUGUCAAGGUGGAUCAACCUAGACAAAGAAAAAAGCCCUGAAUCUUUCCAGCAGAUCAUUUCUGGAGGGCUUUCAUUUCAAAGAGAGAUAUUGGAAAGAGCCCCAAAUGAUAAUUCAUUGUACUCUGUUUUAAAAGUGUGGCAUAUUGAUGGCCAGAUAGAUGGAUAUCAAGGAAACCAAGAUAAGGUUUUAAGUCAGGUCACAGUCAUCAGCAAUGAAACAUUGACUGAGGAAAAAGGCUCCAAAUAUAAUGUGUUUGGAAACAUAUUUGCUGGGUGCACAGACUUUUGUCUUUCAAAUAAAAGGGUCCAUAAUUUUGAUUCAUGUGAAAAGAGUUUGAGACUUGGUUUAGACUCACUAAAUUGUAACAGGAGCUGUGCAAGAAAGAACUCCAUUGAAAGAUUUGGAUGUGGGAGAUCACAUAGCUAUAGUGCUUCCUGUUCUGUGCCAGAGAAAAUUCAUCUUGUAAUGAAAUCCUAUGGAGAAAGUCAAUGUGGAAAAUUUCUCGGCUAUAAACAAGCUUAUAUUCAGUAUAAGAAAGUUCAAGCUGGGGAAAAACCCAAUGUUCGUAUUGUGUGUGGGAAGGGCUUUAUGAAGAAGUCGCAGCUCAUUAUACAUCAAAGAAUUCAUACUGGAGAGAAACUGUAUGUAUGCAAAGAUUGUGGAAAAGCCUUCAGUGAGAAAUCACACCUUGUUGUGCAUCAGAGGAUUCAUACUGGAGAGAAACCUUAUAAGUGUACUGAGUGUGGGAGGGCCUUCUCUCAGAAGUCACCCUUCAUUGUUCAUCAGAGAGUUCAUACUGGGGAGAAACCCUAUGCAUGUUUUGAGUGUCAAAAAGCCUUCUCCCAGAAGUCACAUCUCAUUAUACAUCAGCGAGUUCAUACCAGAGAGAAACCCUUUGAAUGCAGUGAAUGUGGAAAAGCCUUCUGUGAAGAGUCUCACCUUUUUAUACACCAGAUAACUCACACUGGGGAGAAACCCUAUGAAUGUACUGAAUGUGGGAAGACCUUCCCUCGGAAGACACAGCUCAUCAUACAUCAGAGAACACAUACUGGAGAGAAACCCUAUAAAUGUAAUGAGUGUGGGAAAACCUUCUGCCAGCAGUCCCACCUCAUAGGACAUCAAAGAAUUCAUACAGGAGAGAAACCGUAUAUCUGUACUGACUGUGGGAAGGCCUUUUCCCAGAAGUCCCACCUCACUGGACAUCAAAGACUUCAUACCGGAGAGAAACCUUACAUAUGUGCUGAAUGUGGAAAAGCCUUCUCUCAGAAAUCACCUCUUAUCAUACACCAGAGAAUUCAUACAGGGGAGAAACCCUAUGAGUGUAGUCAAUGUGGCAAAGCCUUCUCCCAGAAAUCACUCCUCAUUAUUCAUCAGAGAAUUCAUACAGGGGAGAAACCCUAUGCAUGUACUGAGUGUGGAAGGGCCUUUUCUCUGAAGUCACAUCGCAUUAUACACCAGAGAGUUCAUACUGGAGAGAAACCGUAUGAAGGUAGUGAAUGUGCGAAGGCCUUCUGUGAAAAUUUUCCAUUUGUUAUACACCAGAAAAGCCACACUAAAGAGCAACACCCUGAAUGUGCUGCAUAUAGGAUGACCUUUUCCCAGAAAUCACAGAUGAUCACAUAUCAGAGAACACACUCUGGGGAGAAACCCUCCAAAUGCAGUAACUGUGGCAAGGCCUUCUGCCAGCAUGCACACCUCACUGGACAUCAGAACCAUACCGGAGAGAAACAUUAUGUAUGUUCUGAUUGUGGGAGGGCCUUUUCCCAGAAGUUAGACCUCAUUGUGCAUGGGAAAACUCACAAUGAGCAGAAAUUCUAUGGAUAUGUUGGACAUGGAAAAAUGUGGCACCUCCUCAACUGUAGAAUAGACUUAUAUAUUCCUUAGUAUGUCUCAUCACUCCUUCACAGAAUGAUUUGGUAAGACCCUCAGAGUGUUUUCAGCAUUGUGAAUAUGGAAUGGAUAUGCUCACCCUUGAAGUGUCUAAGUUCCCUUCAUAGAAUAAAAGUAUGGAACAAUUUUCA
Messenger RNA from Choloepus didactylus (southern two-toed sloth), 2188 nucleotides. RefSeq names its product zinc finger protein 630-like. Gene Ontology annotation, molecular function: RNA polymerase II transcription regulatory region sequence-specific DNA binding; DNA-binding transcription factor activity, RNA polymerase II-specific. Lineage: Eukaryota; Metazoa; Chordata; Mammalia; Pilosa; Megalonychidae. Gene Ontology annotation, biological process: regulation of transcription by RNA polymerase II. Gene Ontology annotation, cellular component: nucleus. The record is from RefSeq and is a predicted model, not a curated record.